AUGCAAUUACUAAAAGCAGACGAAGAAAUUAGCAAUAUUUAUUUAAAGUAUACAGAAACAUAUAGAGAAUUCUCUAUAAAUAUUCGAAAAAAAAUAAAAUGCCUUAUAGACAAAUCUUUUUCUCCAUAUUCCUAUGAAGAUUCUAAAAUUCUUUAUUCUGUCAACAGUCAUGCAAAUCCGGCUGAACUUAUUCAAUAUGACAUAGAAAAAUUUCAGCUUACAAAAGUCAAUAUUAAUCUGCCUACUCUACCAAUUAGAGACGAAGCCAGCGUAGUUCAACUUCCUAACAAUGAAUUGUUUUGCUUUGGGAAAUCCGACAGAAACCGUUGCCAUGCCUGAAUUAUUGAUUUGAAUUCAUAUCAAAUAAAGCGAACUGUACCGUCUAUACUGUAUUCCAGCAAAUCAGGAAUUUUUUACUAUAAGAGUAGUGUUUACAUCAUAGGUGGGCGUCUGCCUUGAGUUCCUAUGGUUUCCUUGACAAAUUAUGUGCAUUCUUCAAUCAUCCAAGAAACUAUAUGUAUUGUCCUUGAAUUAUUUACUAAUAUCCAUAUAUACCUUUAA
This is a messenger RNA of Blepharisma stoltei, 561 nucleotides long. The record is from the annotation of a GenBank genome assembly. NCBI's taxonomy places the organism in Eukaryota, Ciliophora, Heterotrichea, Heterotrichida, Blepharismidae.